This is a messenger RNA of Mucor velutinosus, 1872 nucleotides long. RefSeq lists its product as uncharacterized. Gene Ontology annotation, biological process: transmembrane transport. Gene Ontology annotation, molecular function: transmembrane transporter activity. The record is from RefSeq and is a predicted model, not a curated record. The coding region runs from base 1 to 1872 and encodes 623 amino acids. The transcript has 4 exons. NCBI's taxonomy places the organism in Eukaryota, Fungi, Mucoromycota, Mucoromycetes, Mucorales, Mucoraceae.
AUGGAAGGCAACAAGUUUCAUGAUCCAGAAACACCUCCACCUAUAGAUUUAGGCCAUAUUCGUCCUGUGUUCACUCGAGGCUCAAUUGCAGCAGCAGGCGAAGACGAUGAGGCCAAUUCCGAAAAGACGCUCGGCAGAGACUUUGACGAAAGGGUGAUUGGCCUUUCCGUGGAUUCAACAUCUUCUUCCUCGACAACAAAUAACAACAAUACCAUUCAGAGAAGAGUCAGUCAUGCAGAUCACGCGCUCCAUCUGGUAGAUGCAGUUACAAAGAACAACAGCAGACGCAGACCUAGCAAAGGUGGUAUCCUAUCCAAUCUCCUAAAGUUGGAUUUAUUCGAAGAGAAGAAUCGCCGACGCCAGCAAGGGUCUUCAUCUGCUGCUGCCCAUUUACCACAACAUCCUACAGCCUCAUCGGUGUCAUUGAAUCAACAAAAACCUUACCCUACUCGUCCAACACACCAGUUACGAUCAAUCGCUUCCAGUCGAGCUCUAUUGCAAACAGUAGGCGCAUCUCCACAGUCUGCCCGAAGCAGCAUGUACUUUGAGGAUUUGCACAAAGCUGAACUCGGUAUCACCGAUGAUGCUUCAGUAGCCGCUCAUCGUAUGGCAAUUGCGUCGGAAAUUGCUGAUAUCCUUCAGCGUCAAGACCUCAUAAUCAAAUUGGGCAAAUCGCUCGUCAGAACAGGCGCGCCAUCUCAUCGUAUUGAAGCUGCUAUGGAAAAAGUAGGAAAACGUCUUGAAAUCGAUGGAAGCUACGCUGUUUUACCAGGAUUGAUCAUUGUUACUUUUGGCGAUGUGGAGACACAUACAUCCGAAACUCAUUUGAUACGUUGUUCACGUUCUUUGGACAUUGGAAAACUGGAGCGGUCAAAUGUGAUUGCGUAUAGAAUUGCCAAGGGAGAACUAGACCUCGAAGAAGCGACCACUUUAUUAGACAGCAUAAUCAAUGAGCCGCCGACUUGGAGUCCUCCUAUUGUCAUUCUCGGCUAUAUUGCAACAUCUGCAUUUGUAGCACCUCUAUUCUAUAACGGUUCUUGGACAGAUUGCUGGGUUAGUGCUAUUUUUGGCCUAUGUGUGGGCAUCUUGACUUACAUCUCAGAGAAAUUGCCCAUGUUUGGCAACGUGUUUGAAAUGGUGGUUACUAUUCCUAUUGCUGUGAUCACACUCGCUUUACACCCUCAUGUUUGCUUUGCCGCUGUGGCCAUGGCAGCUAUUGUCAUUGCGCUGCCAGGUUACUCGUUGACAUGCUCUGUGAUGGAAUUGGCUGCUAAAAAUCUAAUCAGUGGCACCGUGCAUCUCGUGUAUGCCUUGAUGUACGUCCUGUUCCUGGCAUUUGGUAUCGGUUACGGAUGUUCUAUUUGGCGGCUAGCCCAUCCAGAAGCGAUCAUUAAUGUUCUUGGCGCAUGUCAAGAAAGCAUUAAUCCUUGGUGGACGUUUCUCAUCUUACCCUUAGCGACUAUUGGCUUUGGCGUUGUCUACGGUGCCAGUCCAAAUCAAUGGCUGCCCAUGGUUGGCGAUAGCGCUGCAGGGUAUGCAGUCUAUUACUUUGUUGCGAAAUACGCUGGCUCAUCCUCUGUGGUCACACCUAGUGCAGGUGCCUUUGUAUUGGGAUGUUGUGGUAAUUUGUAUGCUCGUUUGACUAAGCGCUUAGCUUUUGUCCCCAUCAUGGGUGGUAUCAUUAUUCUCGUACCAGGAAGUAUUGGUGUCAAGGGCGCAGUUCACCUCUUUGAUGGCUCCAACAACGGAAGCGGCAGCGAAUUUGUAUUCCAAGUGCUGGGUAUUGCUCUCUCUUUGACAUUGGGCCUCUUUUUGGCUAAUCUUGUGAUUUACCCAACCGGUAAAAAGAGAUCUGUGUUUCUGGGUUUUUGA